CGGACCACCCUGCUCACCAAGCUUUCCGAAGGCAGAGUCCGUCAAGAUCCGUCUAUGUUCCGCGAGAUCAUCAACGGAACUCGACGGAGCCGCGAACAGUCGGAGCACUUGGAGCUUGGAGAUCUUACGGUGGGAAGGAACGAGGUGCGGAACACGCAGCGGAGAAUUCGGUGACGAUGAUCGGUGAACGGGACGGCGUUCCGUCCCGCGUCGUUUGACGAGCGCGUCAUGCAUGUCGGUACUAGAACAACAAUUGUCGCACCGCUACGCACACGAGCGGCCGAGGUUGCGCGAGGUGGUGCUUGAGUUUCGUGACUUCCGCCUCGAUAAGGCGUUAUCAGGCCGUAUCAACUGGUAUCAACGGCGGACGAUGACGGUGGCCGUUUCUUAGGUUAGUUCGAGCACGGGAGCAGAUAGGUUGACAGAGUCCUUGAGAUUAUAAGGACAGCCACCUGGGCACGGUGUCCCCCACGAUUCGACGCGCGGUAUUAUGAAUUCGUGCGAGAAUCGCGGUCACGAGGGCGACACGGCUGGCGGAAUUUGACAGUUUGAGCUACGAGUCUCGUCGGCGAGUCUCCGGGUUCAGGAAGGGGAAGAGAAGAAGAAGAAGAAGAAACGCGAAAUGGGGGAGUAUCGGCAGCAGUUGGGCUACCUGAUCAAGUGGCUGGGCACCUUCGAUCUCCAGGCGCCGCAUAGCACCGCGGAGGAGAUAAGCGACGGGGUCGCCCUGGCCGAAGCCUUGGCCAAGAUCGCGCCCGAGUGGUUCACGGCGGCGUGGAAGGCGAAGAUCAAGACCGACGUGGGGACCAACUGGCGCCUCCGGGUGAGCAACAUGAAGAAGAUCGUGGAGGCUGUGAUGGAGUAUUACGUCGAGUGCCUGAACCAACAGCUGUCCGGGUACGUCAAGCCGGACGCGGGCAAGAUCGGCGAGCACUGCGAUAGCGAUGAGUUGCGCCGCUUGUUGCAGUUGGUGCUCGGCUGCGCUGUCAAUUGCGACCAGAAGCAACAGUACAUUACUAGGAUAAUGGGCAUGGAGGAAACGGUGCAGCGGGCGAUAAUGCAGAGCAUCCAGGAGCUUAACUUCGAGUCGAUAGUGGACGUGCCGGACGGCGCUCAACAGAGGCUCUAUGCUGAGCUUCAGGCGACGGUAGAUAUGAAGGAUCAGCUGGCGCAGAAGUGUCAUGAGCUCGAUCAGCAGCUCUCGCUGCUACAGGAAGAAAAAGCCGCGUUGAUUGCCGAGAACAAGAAACUCCAGGAACGGCUGGACGAAUUCGAGAAUCCGGACGAGUCCGGCUCGAUUCUCAAGUAUUCCGGGCUGCGGAAGCAGGUGGAGGCAUUGAAGGACGAGCUGUUCAAGAUGGAGACGUCCAGGGACGAUUACAGAGUAAAAGUGGAGCUGCUGGAGAAGGAGGUGUUGGAGCUGCAGUCGCGGCAGGAAGAUUUACAGAAGGCGGCUGACGAGGCGAACCACCUGAAGGACGAGGUGGAUGCCCUUAGGGAGACCACGGACAAAGUGGCCAAGUACGAAAUCAUGAUAGAGUCGUACAAGAAGAAAAUGGAGGAUCUGAGCGACCUCAAGAGGCAAAUGAAGAUACUGGAGGACAAAAACGUCGAGUAUUUGCAGGCCAAGUUAGACUACGAGGAGGAGGUGAAGCGCACGACGAUGUUACGCAAUCAUCUGGAAGUGUGCAAGCAGCAGCUCACGGAGGUUCAUCAUAGGCUAGAUGAGCAGAGCAACAAAUACGAUAGGCUGGAGUUCGAGGGCAAGAAGAUGGAGGCGAAGCUGGGCGCCUUACAGAGUGAAAGGGAUCGGCUGAUCAUCGAGAGGGACGCCCUGAGAGAGACGAACGAGGAGUUGAAAUGCACGCAGCUACAAGCCGCCGAGAAUAUGGCGAAACCCAGUACUGACAGUACCGGGGUUUCCGGAACGGAAAUGAUUCCGCUCGAUGUCAAGGAAAAGCUGCUUUGCCUGCAGCUGGAGAACAAGAUGAUGAAGAUGAAGCUGACUGGCAACGAGGACAAGCUGCCGAGUGUGCAAGCGUUGCUUGAGGACUCUGAGGAACGUUUGAAGCUGCGAGGACAAAAUCGCAAGGCAAAUCAGAGGAUAAUGGAGUUGGAAACCAAAUUGGAGGAGGCUCUGGGUACCCAGGCAAUCAGUGGUGAUAGCAAAAGCGACAACGUAGGUCUGAAUCAGAAGAUGUCGCAGCUCCAAGACGAAUUGCGAAAAACGCAAACCGACAAGGAACGGUUGACGUUGCAGCUCGAAGAACGUGAGAGCGCCCUGCAGGCUCAGAAACAGAAGGCCUUUACUCUCCAGGAAAAACUCACGCGAAAGGAAUACGAGAACGCUGCGCUCGAGGAGCGCUACAAGAAAUACAUUGAAAAAGCCAAAAGUGUCAUAAAGAGCCUUGACCCGAAGCAGAGUAAUUCCUCGCCAAAUGAGGUUGCCGUGCUGCGCAACCAGCUGGUAGAACAGCGUAAGAUGCUCGAGGACAUGGAAAACUCCGUAAAGGCGGCCAAGCUGGUGCGAGACAUGGAGGAAAGGCUAAUGGUGACAGCCUUUCAUAGACUGGGUUUGAAUUGUCAUCGAGAGGUGAUGGAUCAGCGCCUUGCGGCGAUUAGUUCAGGACAGGGUCAAUCCUUUCUAGCCAGACAGAGGCAACCUUCGACGAGACGUUACCCGCCUUAUAACUCGAAAUAAAAACACGCGCGAAAGCAAGUUAACUUAACGCUUAAGUAUUAUUACAGGACAAAGUGGUAAAUAAUCGUUUGAGAUAAUGUUAACAAAGCGAUGAAUGCGAUGCUACUGGCAAUGAAAUAUUUAGCAUUAUCAAAUUGUAACGUAAUAUCAAGACGUCAUAUUUAUCUCCUUGUUAUGAUUGUCUCAAAUGACUAUAUUUCUUUCGAUGUAGAUACAAUUGAAUAAUUCAAUAGUAAAAAAUAAAACAUCUUUAUUUUUUA
Messenger RNA from Monomorium pharaonis (pharaoh ant), 2961 nucleotides. It is a transcript of the gene hook, whose product is annotated as protein Hook homolog 3. Gene Ontology annotation, biological process: cytoplasmic microtubule organization; cytoskeleton-dependent intracellular transport. NCBI's taxonomy places the organism in Eukaryota, Metazoa, Arthropoda, Insecta, Hymenoptera, Formicidae. Gene Ontology annotation, cellular component: centrosome; cytoplasm. The transcript is spliced from 2 exons. The coding region runs from base 623 to 2701 and encodes 692 amino acids. The record is from RefSeq and is a predicted model, not a curated record. Gene Ontology annotation, molecular function: microtubule binding; dynein light intermediate chain binding.